Messenger RNA from Neospora caninum, 3081 nucleotides. RefSeq names its product Apicomplexan specific protein, related. NCBI's taxonomy places the organism in Eukaryota, Apicomplexa, Conoidasida, Eucoccidiorida, Sarcocystidae. The coding region runs from base 1 to 3081 and encodes 1026 amino acids. The transcript has 10 exons. The record is from RefSeq and is a predicted model, not a curated record.
AUGAAAGGCGCGAACCUCCUGGAGCAGGGGUACAUCCAUCAAGACUCCUGUCCCAAUGGAGCCUUCGAGGACCAUGAGACAGACUCGUCGCUCUCUGACGAUGACGACGAAAGCGUGAGGGAACCGAGAAGCGGGUUCCAAUGCUGCGCGGACCGACGCUGCACGACGUGGUUCGACUUGCGUAGCUGGUUCGGCUACCUCUCCACCGAUCUACCCAGUGCUGACUUCCAAGCCUGUUUCACAGACGUCGCGCACGGAGGGAUAGGUUUGUUUGAGAAGCUGGUUGUGCUCGGAGGGAAGACGUUGGAGACCUUUGCAGAAAUCCACUUUUAUGAGCAGUGGGCGUCCUCUGCGCGUCCGUAUGUGCCCCGCGAACUGGCGGAAGCGGUCGGAGAGGACGCGCCCCGCCUGUUGUGGGCCCAAAAGCGUGUGGAGAGAACGACAACAGCCCAGGCUCUCUACGCGUUUGGGAAAAGUUACUUGUCGACAGCUCAGGAUCUCCCGACCCGACAAGCAGUUGCGAAAUACGUUAAAGCGUGUGCGGGGUUUGCCUGCCAAAGCACGGACACGGAGAACCUCUACAAGUGGAUGCCGAUUCUCGUCGAGCACGUGUACUGGAUCCAGAGAGUUCGAACGGAAGCAGACACGAACGCGAACAACCUCCUUCAGGAUCUACAGGAGUACCUCGGCUACCGACACGACCAGCUGCUCCCAAGAAUUCGGGAAUGUCUGCGAAACAGGCUUGUGCCUCAAAGAUCGGAUACACCCACGGGGAAAGAGUUGAUUCGCCUCUACGCGGCAGACUACUUUGGUGUUUUAGCUCAGGAGGGCGGCAUCGAGAAAAAGAGCCAAGCAGUUUGGAUCGACGAGGAACUUGACAUGUUCAUGGAGGGACCGGCCAUUCCGCUCUUCUCCGUCCUCGUCAUGUCCCUGCAGCCUUUUUUGAUGACCAACGACUCUCAAGAACUCCCAGCUGCCGACACCUUCGUCGCCACAUUCUACUCCCUCGUCGCCGCGUGCUGGGUCUUGUCCACGGAGGACCGCGUCAAGAUUUGGAUGCCCGCCCUCAUUCAACGCCUUCGACAGAUCCAGUUGCUGGCGCAGCUGUCGAACUUUGAAGGGAAUGUGUACACGCGGGCGAUGCGUCGCCGGCGGCUGGCUUCUCAGCCCGUUGACCUCGCUCAGGCUGCCGGAGCGAACAACGGGGCGCGAGAUCUCUUUCGACUGUGGAGUGUUGACCACAAGCGAAGGCCCGCGGGGGAGCCAGCUGAGGAUAACAACAGCCCUCGGCUGCUGCAGCUCGGCGGUCCGAAGGCGGCGGAGCGCACGGGCGGUCCUCUCAGUUCAGUUUGGUCUGCAGUGCGCGGCCUCGGAGGACGUGCCGCAGAGAGCGCGGACGCCGCCAAGAGCCGCCCGUGUCUCGAACAGACUCUGCCUUCCGACAAAACCCUGUUUUUGACAGACGUCGCUCCGGCCGCAGGCGAAGGAAAAGCUUCCCAGACUCUCGUCCUGCUCCCGUUCGCGCGCGUCGUUCCUCCCCCUCGCCGGCGGCCGGCUCCCGGGCCCCAGCAAGAGGCUCCAGCUGCCGCGCCGAGCCAGUGCUACCUGUUCAGCUGCGGGUCGUCGGCGCCUCCGUGCGUGCCUCCCGCACCGACGUCGUUCGCGUGGAGCAGUCCGUGUCGAGCGUCGGCGUCGAACGGAGAGCUGCUGUCUUCCGUGGGAGCGUCGAGCGCCGCGCUGAACCGUCGGCAGGAGUCUGUGGAGUCUUCGCAGCUCGGCUCCUUCUGCGCGUCGGAAGGUCCGGACCGUAGGGCUGUGCGCGAGCGGAAGAAGCCCACGACGGUGAAGAUCUGCCUGGACGAAGCAGGGUCGGGGCAGCCGGCGGUCCUCCGGGCGUUUUCGGGUGUCAGCGCGAGUGCGCUGUCCGCUGGCGACGUGCACCGCGAGAGGAGCAGAGAAAAACGAGAAGACGGGAGAGAAAGUGAGGUCCGCGAACCCGACGCGCGCGCGAUUCUGGUCGGGGAAAACAUGAAACCCGUGUGCCUGAACUUUUCCAAGGACGCGAGUGAGGCCAGGGUGUACGUGACCGACCUUGACGAGGACGAGAAGGCCGCGCUGGGCGUCGCAUCGGAGGCAAGCCCCGAGAAAAAAACUCCCGACCGGAGUCUCGUCGAUCCGCGUCUCCAGUGCCAACAAAUGCAACUCGAACUGCAACAGAUGCAACUCGAGCAACUCCAGCUCCAGCAAGAAAUCCAGCGAGAGGCGCUCCUCCAGGCGCGGCCUGUGCCCCUCUUCGCGCCUCCCGCCUCUCCCGCGCCAAGAAGCGAGAGGACCAUCCCCUGUCAGGUGCCGAUCUCCGUUCGCGUGGAACUCCCCGCCGACGCGCUCAAAAAGGCCCUGGGACCAGACCCAGAUCGGGCAAGCGAGCUAGGAACUGACCGGCCCAGUCGCCAGGUGUCUGGGUCUCUGUUGAUCACUCCGCAGCCAGGCGGCGACCGCAGACUCGCGCCUCCCAUGCCGUUCUGUGGAGGCGCAAAGCCGUUCCAGAUGGCUCCGCGGCCACUGCCUGGCUCGGCGGCUGGCUCGGCGCCGUCCAAGCCGCUGCCAAAACCGGUGGGGAUUCUCGCGUACGCGAUGCCCAGACCCGCGCCCGCCCCGGUCAGGUACGACGGCGCACGCUUCGCCUUCCUCCCGAUGGCGCAGCCAGCGCACAUCGCUCCCCCGAAGCCUGCAGCGCCUUAUCCCCUCGAGGUGACCUUGCAAGUCCCAAACCUCCUCUGCCAGCAGCGCACGAGCACUGACCGACAGCGCGGCUGCAACUGGAACGCCUGCCUCCCAGAGCCUCUGGGAGGGAAAGAGGAUUCUGCGUGGUCCUGCUGGCCGGAGCAGGCGCGACUCUCCAGCAACGAGAGCCGCGUCGGGAACUCCGCACUCUUCUGCGCAGACAAGGCUCCUGGUGGGGACUUGAAGCGACAGUUUGGACCCGCGCCGCCCCAGGGACUCGUUCCUCCGCCCCCGUCGGCACAAGCCCGCGUCCGAGACGGUCCAGUCUUCAACCGCCAGCGCACAAACAAGUUGUAA